CGGAAAAAGAGCUCAUCCCUCCAAGCAUGCGCUGGCGGAUGCUCUUGGCGCUGGCGCCGCUGGCCCUCGGUGACGCGCCGCUAGCUACGUACCUGGAGGCGCGCGCCAACGACAGCCUCCUUUGCGUCUACCUCUUCAACGCAUCCGCGCCGUUCACGUCGCUCCUGCAAGACUGCCCGUUUGGCGACUUGGUACCGAUCGCGGCGACGCCGCUGUCGCCGCGCCACGGCGUGUUCUUGCGCAAUACGUCAUCUCCCCACGACGCGCAGCUCGUGUCGCAGUCGCGCGCCAAAGCGUCGACCAUCUACACUACGGCGGUCGGAAAGGGCAUGACGUUCGAGCUCGUGGCGCGCGUCUACAAGCCGACGCCGCCCAACGUCAACGCCAACCUCUUUGCGCUUGCAUCGCCUUUUGACGACUGCACCAACCCUGGCAUUAGACUCGAAGUCAGCGAUCGACAACUCCUCGUGCUCAUCUUCUACUCGCUGCAGUCGACGCCGGGCGGCACGAUGGUCUGCUACGAAGAGAGCUUUUAUUCGAUGACCGAAGCCGACGGCGCAUGCCAAGUGCCCGUGGGCACGCGCGACGCACCGCCGCCGUUCGUGCAUCUCUUCGCAUCGAUCGUACCUGACGGCGGCGCGUCAUGGACCACACGUUUCUUGAUCUCGUACGUCGACGCGACAGGACUGCACACGUGCGCGUCAUACAACUCCAUGGGCGGAUCCCAAUCGGCCGCGGACUUGGCGUCAGUGACGGGGGCGUACACGCUGUACAUUGGCAACAACGCGCGGGAGCCCCAAGCGCGGCCGCCGCCGCGCGCCGCGCGGCAGUUCCACGGGUCCACACCCGCACCGACGCUUCCGCCCACAGUCCUCUCGCUGCUGCAGAAAGGCCAGGACCGACUGGAGCUGCUCUUGCCAUCGUCGGGCGGCGUCUUCUUUUCGGUCAACGGCAAAAAGGUCGUCGACGUCGAUCGCGACGGUAUCGCGCUUGGCAACAAUGGCACCAAGUACGGUCUACCGCAGCUGACGCGCCUCGUGUCGACGGCCAUCGACGCGCUGGGUCCGACCAACGCGCUUCUCAAGCAAAAGAAUGCGACACUCGCCGCGAUCGCCAAUACCACAGUCGUCGACUGGGCGCGGCACCCGACGCAUGCGCGGUACCCACCGCCGAACGCCUCGGUGUACAUGGAUGUCUUGUUCUUUGCGAUGGCUGCCGUCCCGAUGGACGCCGAGACGCUGCUCGCACGCGCCCAGCUUUCAUUCCCGCACUUCGGCCUCGGCAGAAACCGCACAUUGCACAUUGCGCAGGACACGAGCACGCAGCUGCGAUUGACCGAAGGCGCGUGGAACGACCCCGCUGCCGUGCUCCGACUCAUGGCCGCACCCGUGCGUGGAACACUCCAGUCGUGCGACGCGCUGCCUACGAAACUAAGCGCCGGUGACGUCGUCAAGGACCAGUGUGCCAUCUUCAUCCCGCCCCCCGGGCUCGCCAAUGCCAACAUGCCACUGCAGAACAAGUACAUGGUCUCGCAACGCCGCGAGCCGUUUGCUACUGUGGCGUAUGCGCUGGCGCAGGAGCCAUUCAGCGUGGCUACUGGGAUCGAUGUCUUUGUCGAUGCAGCCCCGGCGCCGGCACCGACGCCACCAACGGCGCCAACCAUCGUCCUCGUGAGCCCGCCGUACGUCGUCACAUCGGACGCACCCUACCACGGAGAUGCCCAUUUUUCAAUGCAACUUUUGUCCAACGCGGACGAUCCAGCGACGCUGUUCCGCGUGACGCUCACCAGUGCCACGACCGGCGGCGCGCUUCGCUCUGAUACCGAUGGCCUCGCGUCGCCGACCGCGCGGAGUUAUUGCGCGUUCACGCCCAAUAGUACGGCGCUGUGCUUGGCCCGCGAUCCAAAGAGCGAUGGUGUUUUCUACGAGCUGCACGGAGAGCGCCAGAGCCCGACGCGACUUGUGUUUCGCGGAUCACUGGACCAAGUGCGGCGCGCGCUGGCCAAUGUCUCGCUGACCAACUGGCGUCAUGCGCCACACAAUGCCUCGGUGCGUCUGCAGCUGCAAGCGCUUGAGUCGCUCGAGACGCUGGUCGCACGCACCGUUGUCGUGCAUUUUCGUAGCGGCACGACCGCGCACGCUACGACUCCAUGCUCAAACCUCUUUGGCUUCCUUCCGCUGUGUACCGAGUCGUUUGGCAACGGUGCUGUGCUCAGCACGCUAAGUCUUAUGGCUCUCACAGCGUGCAUUCGCCGCCGCCAGAGCAGAACGCGCCAGGUUGCGCGCAAGAAGCGCCAAGCAGCCUACCAGGUGUCGACCCAAGACGAGUUUACCGGCAUCUUGGACCAGCUUUUGCGCAUCAUGCUCGAGCCGAGCUUGGAGGGCCCGACGCUUCUCUGGCGCGCGUGUCGCUACGCGCCCGAGCAGUUGCUCUGCGUCGAGACGCUCGUUGUCGUGCUCAGCUUGCAACAAGCGAUGCCGGCCUUUCUGGCGCACCUCCGGAACGAUCCGGAUACGACCGAUGACGUGGCAGUCCACGCGCGCUUCUUUUGUAAAUUCAUGGGCCGCGACUGGUUUAACCGGGUCGUGGCGCACGCACACGGCGAAGUGACGACGACAUUUACCGACGCCUUCUUGCACUGCGUGCGCCAGAACCUCCACUCGGUGCCGGUCGAGAUCCGUGUUCUUAUCCACAGCAUCGCGCCUGCUCCCGUCGUCGUCCUCGACUGGCUGCUGCUACCGGGCCUCGCUGCUGUCGCAGGCUACGACGAGGCUGCUGAGGUCCACGCUUGCAUGGAGACUCUGCGACGUGGUAGCGCCGAUACCCGGGUGCGUGGGAUCCUCGAGGCCCUUGCGGAUCAGGACGCGCAGUAUCGACCCGAGUCCAAGGAGCCCAUGGUUCUCCAUCGGGACUUGCUUACGCACGUACUUCGACACCUCCACUGCCUCUGCGCCCAUCAUGUAGACACCAUGGCCAAGACGGCUGGCGCAGAGGUCCUGGACGACGCGCUACCGCCGACGGGCCAUCGUAUUCGAGACGUGGUCUUGGCGUUGGGGCCGAUCUCGAUGGACUUGCCCGGACUCCUUGCGCUCACAGCGCCAGGCCCACUCGUCUACCAUCCAUAACAUAAUAUGGCAUGCGUCCUGCACGGCGUGGACCCGA
This is a messenger RNA of Saprolegnia diclina VS20, 3162 nucleotides long. RefSeq lists its product as hypothetical. Bases 27 to 3125 code for a protein of 1032 amino acids. The record is from RefSeq and is a predicted model, not a curated record. The transcript has a single exon. NCBI's taxonomy places the organism in Eukaryota, Oomycota, Saprolegniomycetes, Saprolegniales, Saprolegniaceae.